UCACAUCCAUUCAGCAAUUUACUGAUGUCCCACUUUAAUCUAAUCGUUGUUAUUGACUAGUUUCUACUCUCGGUAUCGUAAAUUGUUGAAACGGAAAGACAAAGUAAACUUUAAAUGAAUAUUUGAGCAGUAAUGUCUAAAGAACAACAGCCUCAUUGGUCAGACGUUUUAAAAAGGAGGUUAGCAAACUCCAAAAGAGACGAGAGAAGCGACGAGGAAAAGAAAGCAGAAGAAACAGAGCUGUUCACUAAAUAUUACACGGAGUGGAGAGGAGGAGGCGACAGAGACCAGUCCUACAGAAACAUCCCACGAUUCUACUACAGGCUACCAGCAGAGGAUGAAACUUUGCUGCAGAAGCUGAGAGAGGAAUCCAGAGCUGUCUUCCUCCAGAGAAAGAGCAGAGAGCUGCUGGAUAAUGAGGAGCUGCAGAAUCUUUGGUUUCUGCUCGACAAGCACCAGGUUCCUCCAGUGAGCGGAGAAGAGGCCAUGAUCAGCUAUGAAGCCUUUCUGCAAGUGGGAGAGAAGGCUGGGACAAAGUGCAGUAAGUUCUUCACAGCCAGAGUGUAUGCCAAGCUGCUCCACAGCGACCCCUAUGGCAGGAUCUCCAUCAUGCAGUUCUUCAACUACGUCAUGAGGAAAGUAUGGCUCCAUCAGACCAGGAUCGGUCUGAGUCUGUAUGACGUCGCGGGACAGGGGCACCUCAGAGAGUCGGAUUUGGAGAACUACAUCCUGGAGCUAAUCCCCACUUUGCCACAACUGGACGGACUUGAGAAGUCCUUCUACUCGUUCUACGUCUGCACGGCUGUUCGCAAGUUCUUUUUCUUCCUCGACCCUCUCAGGACAGGAAAGAUCAAAAUCCAGGAUAUAUUGGCCUGCAGUUUCCUGGAUGAUUUAUUGGAGCUAAGAGAUGAAGAGCUGUCCAAAGAGAGUCAGGAGUCCAACUGGUUCUCAGCCCCCUCGGCUCUCAGAGUCUACGGUCAGUAUCUGAACCUGGAUAAGGAUCACAACGGCAUGCUGAGCAAAGAAGAGCUCUCACGCUACGGCACGGCCACACUCACCUCCGUCUUCCUGGACAGAGUGUUUCAGGAGUGCCUCACCUAUGAUGGAGAAAUGGACUACAAGACCUAUCUAGACUUUGUGCUGGCGUUGGAAAACAGGAAGGAGCCGGCAGCGUUACAGUACAUUUUUAAACUUCUGGACAUGGAGAAUCAAGGAUACCUGAACGUCUUCUCACUCAACUAUUUCUUCAGGGCCAUUCAGGAGCAGAUGAAAAUCCACGGUCAGGAGCCUGUCUCCUUCGAGGAUGUUAAGGAUGAGAUCUACGACAUGGUGAAACCUAAAGACCCAUAUAAGAUCACUCUGCAGGACUUGGUAAACAGUUGCCAGGGCGAUACCGUUACCAGCAUCUUGAUCGACCUCAACGGCUUCUGGACCUAUGAGAACAGAGAAGUGCUGGUCGCUAACGACAACGACAGCGGCAGCACAGCAGACCUCGAUGACACCUGAAGAUUUGAACACAGAUUUGAACACACUCAACACAAGAAGGUCACAGUUUCAAUCCCACCCUGAAAUCCCAGAGUCCUGUUGCCAAAAUGACUGGUUAAUAUUGUCCUAGAUGUCUACUAUUUAAAUAACUGAAGGAAGUGAAUCUAAUGAGGAAAUGAGCUGGUUUGAAGUCAGACACAGUGCUUAUUGUAAAUCUUUUUAUUGUUUUGUCCUGUUUUUUUUUUCCUGCCAAGAAAGGAAACAUUCUUGUCAUUAAGCUAUUUAAUUAAAGGUUUCCUUUUCUUACA
Messenger RNA from Labrus bergylta (ballan wrasse), 1793 nucleotides. RefSeq names its product protein phosphatase 2, regulatory subunit B'', gamma (gene ppp2r3c). Gene Ontology annotation, cellular component: spindle; centrosome. The record is from RefSeq and is a predicted model, not a curated record. Gene Ontology annotation, biological process: microtubule cytoskeleton organization; regulation of dephosphorylation; B cell homeostasis. NCBI's taxonomy places the organism in Eukaryota, Metazoa, Chordata, Actinopteri, Labriformes, Labridae.